AUUUCUGUUCUGCGUUUUAGACGGAUGAUGUUUUUCUAAGAAAAAAGAUGGCUGCGGUUUGUUUUGGUUGUCGCUGGUAUUUACCAUAUUUGUUUAUGUACUGCAUCACUACUAAUCUAAGUAUAGCCACUAAAGAUUUAGAGAUAAUUGUAGAGGAAAAACCCGAAUUGUGUGAUGAUUUUGCAAGAAUUGGAGACCUAGUUUACGUCGAUUAUACAGGAAUGCUGAGAGAUGGUCGUGUGUUUGACUCCUCCAUGCACGAUGGAAGAUCUCCUCUUAAAUUUCAAUUAGGUGCAGGCACUCUAAUCAAAGGUUGGGAGAGAGGAAUUCAAGGAAUGUGUGUUGGAGAGAAACGAAAGCUAGUCAUCCCGCCUCAUUUAGGUUAUGGUAGCCAGGGCGUAGAUGGUGUCAUUCCUCCUGACUCCACUCUCCUGUUUCAAGUCCAUCUCAUGAAUCUGGAGCGUCCUUCUGUUGUGAAUCAGCUGCAGCAUUUUUUGCAGUUUGCUAUCUGGCCCUUUGGUUUACUUUGUUUAGUCUAUUAUUUAUAUCGGAAACUGUCAACCGCCAUAGCUAAAGACAACGAACGAAAACCGGAGAAACGAUCGGGGAAGAAGAGACGCUAACGUUAGAGUAGAGAAUUAUAAUUACUAUAAAACUUUUUUAGAAAUUUAAUGUCAAUAUUUAAUGAAAAUAAUAAUAUAUUAAAUUUAGAUUCAUAUAUUUAUUGUAGUUUUAAUAAAUUAGGAUUGCUUUUAUUUAUUUCAUUUUUAGUCAGAAACAAAUUUUUAAAUUUAA
This is a messenger RNA of Hydractinia symbiolongicarpus, 795 nucleotides long. RefSeq lists its product as uncharacterized. Gene Ontology annotation, biological process: protein peptidyl-prolyl isomerization. Gene Ontology annotation, molecular function: peptidyl-prolyl cis-trans isomerase activity. Bases 48 to 623 code for a protein of 191 amino acids. The record is from RefSeq and is a predicted model, not a curated record. NCBI's taxonomy places the organism in Eukaryota, Metazoa, Cnidaria, Hydrozoa, Anthoathecata, Hydractiniidae. The transcript has 6 exons.